AAAAAACACAAUUACAAAUGGCGUUUACGUAGUGUAGACAGAUGUAUUCACGGCCACGAUGGGCGAUGAUUCUUUGAUAUUACGGGAAGAUGGCUAUAUACGUAUGAACUUUUCUGUAACUUCUCUCACGUACCACAGUAAUCUUAAUAUUAUAUUGGUGAAGACUGAUGUGGGUAGUGUACACGUUUUGGAUGUGAAUUCGGGUGUGAUACUGCAGUCUUCAUGUCUGUCAGCGGACGAAGCUGGUACGUUGGGAGUAGAGUACGCUUCCGGAGCGGACCGAGUUUUUGUGUGGGAUAGUAGUGGUAUUGGUGCACGCACUGAUUACAAUGGAGUGUUAUUACUUCAUACAGCUCUGCAACGUCCCCUGCCAAUUUCUCAUACUGAAAAAAACAUAAAGAUUGAACUUGUCUUAUCUGAGGCUGUGCUCCUGUAUCAAUGUCUUCAGAGCAUAGAUGCACAUUUUAUAGUAGGGCUUUCUGAUUUUAUCACUGAGUUGAAAAGUGCUAUUGAUGCUGAACCAGUCCGAAAAGGCGUCAAAGCCCAAAAGUGGAGUACAGUAACAAUAUGCCUGUCACUAUCAACUUUACGACUGGUGGCAGCUAGUGUUGUCCAAGAGCUCAAAGGACAGAGCCGAAGAAUUCCAGCCUUAGCUAUUGCAUCAGCUGUAGGGCAGAGAGCCAAUGAACUAGAUCCAUCAUUAAGGGAUGAUGAGAAUAGACCCUUGAUGAGCUCCGAGGCUGAAAGGAAAGAGACAUUCAAAAGAUGGCCCCACAUGGAUUACAAAUGGGCUCUCCCAGCUCGUAUGGCACAGGCAGGAUUCUACCAUCAACCAUCACCCAGUGGCGAUGACCGCGCCAUGUGCUUCGCAUGUAACGUGUGUCUCGUUUGCUGGGAGAAGAGUGAUGAGCCUUGGGUUGAACAUGAGCGCCAUUCACCUAAUUGCUCCUUUGUUAAGGGAGAGUACACACACAACGUCCCCAUAUCAGUGACAAAUGCUACAGCUUGUGCAGUACCAUGUCCCAAUGUAGCAGUAGUGUCUAAAGGUAACACCGGUGAUCUUAUCGCCACAGGCACUGUUGAGGGAAAAGUAAACAUAUGGAGAUUCGAUUGUGGACUGAAAUUAGUCAAAUUUGUACAUGUUUCACCAUAUGACUCAAUUUUCAGUGGAAUUCUCACUACAGAUUACAAUAAAGUGUGGUCUACAAGCUUAGAGAAAGAUUCUUCUACAUAUAGCAUAGAAUUGACUGCAAUGACUUUUGCUGGAAUGACAACUCAAUCUGAGAACUACACUCAGGGACAAAAUCUAGAAAACAUUGAGAAAGAUCCAAAUAUAAACAAGACCAAACCAUCACUUAUAUGUGCUGUCAUUAUAACGAGAACAAAUCUCCCUGAACCCACUUUACCUGUAAAAGAUGAAAGUAGCAAAGCCCUCUUCGAUUCUGGAGCACUGUCUGAAGAAAAAGUACAAGCAAUGAACGAUCGAAAUGAAGCCGAAAAUAGCAUGGGACUGACAGAAAAAAUACUGUUUUUGCUCACUUAUGAUAUCCACAGUUCCUCAGCAGGGUCAAUCACUGCUGUUGUACCAACAUCCAAUAACAGUGCCAAUUCCAAACCAGGUGGUAGCAAGAAAGUUUGCUCAGUAACGAGGACUGACGAUGCACAUAUUUAUGACGAAAUUUACUUCCAAUAUUCUGAUGAUGACACAGAACUACCACAGUGUACUAAUACACUGAUUGACGAACAAAUAAGUAAUGUAAUAAAUUUGAAUGCAUCAUCAAGUAAGGACGACUGUAAAAAUUGGGGCGAAACUAAAAAGAUUUUUUUAACGAAGCAUUUUAAAGUUAUGCCACCCCCUCCACCUUCGGCAUUGUUGCCUGAACUGCAAGAAGCUGGCCCGGUUAGUAUCAUAGAUAUAGUAGGAAAGAAGAUGUCCCAAAUUAAAAACUGGAAAAGUAUGGAGAGUGCUGGUACCAAAAUAGUUGAUCAAACAGAUGCGGUCUUACAAGCUGACCCUUUUGUUCAUUAUCUGAAUAUGAGUGGACCUGUUGAAAUUCCCGAUUUUAAAUGGUACGAAAGUGGAGAAAGUACUGAGAAGAUCAAGUUUACUACAAUUACUGGAAGUAGCAAAUUAGGAACUCAAACGGCUGCAACAAAUACGAAUGACGGAUUUGAAAAUGAUCCGCCUCAGGAAGAAGCUAUCUCUCACGGAGUGGCAGUACAAUGUCUGACAUUUCCGUCUACGUUAACUCUCAAAGAUAAUCCCAGAGUGACACAUUUGAUGCCCACGGAAGAUAGAGAUCAUUUGUUUGUUGUUAUAUCUCAUGUUGAUCUUCAAAAACUAAGACUUGAAGACGAUACCGACAACGAUGGGGAUACGAAAAUGGAAGUGGAUGAUGCAGACUUGGAAAAAAAGGCGGAUCUAAAAGCUUAUUUCAUCCUAUAUAGGCUAAACACUAAAACUUCAAUUUACACAUUAGAAGAUAAUCCAAUGUCAAUUCAAGAGUUGCCCUACAAUGAAACUCCAAUAGAUUUAUGUUUAUUGCCACCGGAUAAACAUGAACAGUACUCCUUUGCAUCUGUUGGUAUUGAUGGUUGUUUGAGGUUGUACUCUUUGCCAGACUUCAAAAUUAUAUCUGAAAAACGAGUGCCAAAAGGACCUUUCACAUCAGUAACAUACUGUGCUUCAGUGGAAAGAUUGAGUGUGGCAACUAAACAUGGGAUCAUUUAUUUCUAUGCACUUAAUAAUGGAGAAAAUGAUUCAACUGGUGAUAUUGAUGAUGACGAUUUUGCUAAUAUUGAUUUUGACAUGCUUCAACGAGCACCUCGAGAUGAAGUUUGUGGACCAACACCUACGCCUAUUAUAAUAGCAAACAAAUCUGAACUAGAUACUAAUGAUUUGGAAACUUUGAUCAGCGUAACGGGGUUGUAUGGUACUAAUACGACUGUGCCUUACAGUGCAGUAGUGCCUGGUUUCUGGUGUGAAUUAUCACCUGCACAAAGACCAACAUCGGAUCACCAAAAUAAUAGAACUUGGCGAUUACAGAAUACGUCUUCAACUUGGGAUGAACAUGUUCUGGAGUUGACAUUACCAUACAGUGUCUCGUUAGCUCAUAUUGAAUUUAGCUUCACUUUGCAUACGGCAUCUACAAGUAGCUUACCAAUGAUUUUAGUAACACUUUUGAAACAAAACUUACAGGGGAUUGGUUACAAAAAAGAUGCUUCGUUUGAACCCAAAUCUGAUUCCCCAGAACAGAAUACAACUGAGGAGCCAAAUGUCCAUAACACAGAUAUACCUGUAAACAGUGAAGAAUAUUUACAAGCACAAAAUGUUGAAAUUUUAGCUGGUCCAUUAUUACUCUCUACUGGCUUAGAUUUGACACAACAGUCUGGAACGUUGAUACUGACAAGCCCUAGAUUAUAUAGGGCGAGGGGUAGAACGUUUUUAAUCCACAUUAAGACUUUAUUUGAUCCAGCAAAGGAUAUGAAUAAAGCCAAUACGAAAACUGGGGAAGGAUCUAAAAAAUCUGGAUUCAUUGGAUGUGACUGGUUGCAUCAGAUCUCUUUAACUGUUCGCUCAAGCCCUCAUACCAAUGUGCCUAUGGAACGUCAGCAGAGGAUAGCUAUGCUCGAAUCUAAUACAUUUUUGAACACAUUGUUUGAAAUAGCUAUAGACAAAAAUGAUAUUAACAAGAGAAAACUCGCACUGGAUCUCAUAAUAUGGGUUGUGUCUAUUAGACUUCAAAGGAUGCGAUUAGGAUCUAGUGACAAAGUAAAGAUCAAAAGUGUCGAAGCUAAUCAAUUAGAAUGUAUUAAAAUAGUUGAGAAAAACAUAAAUUCAUUAAUAAAAACCUGUAUUUUAUGUGGAAACCGCAGUCUUGCCAAAAAAUGUAUGAAAAUUAUACUAGUAACCAGCGAGGGUGACAAACAAGUGCCUAGACCAUGGAUGUCGACUUUUGACGCGACGCUAUCGGGCAGCGUCACGGAGUGCAUUCCCUACCUGGGUGCGUGCGAGUCUCCGGGUGCCCUGCGGUGGCUGGUCACUCUGGCACAGCACUGCACGCAUCGCUCCACGGCACCCGCCCUGGUCUCCCGGUGCCAAGUUCUACUUGAGAAAACAGCUCGUUGCCUGCGAGAGCGAGCUAUCGUCUACCACGACUUGCUAAGAGCCAGAUUUGGGCUGUACGGUUUGCCGUUGGAACGCACCCUGUUUGCAACCGAAGUACCGGAGCUUGGCCGGGGUACGCCCGCUCCCGUCACGUACGCCAGCGUACUCUCUGGCGAUAAUACGACACCACAGCCGCCACCACCACCACCGCCUCCAAUACCGAAACUUGAUCACCAACUGAAGGAUUUACUUAAUUUACCAUUAGAAAUCGAUUUAAAAGCGACUCUGUCUCCGUCUGCGUGGUGGGCGCAGAGCAACAGCGUGGCGGUAUUCGGCUCGGGGCUGUGCGAGUCCAUGCCGCUGCACGUCACGUGUCAUAUCGCCUCCGACGGCACCAAGCUGGAGUCCACUGGAGGGAGACACUACCCUGCUGUGGUCAGCACCCUGCCUGGACCUGGCUCUGCAGAUCCCAAUCAGGAUCAAGAACAGUGCAACAUACCUUGGGCCUCUCUGGUUACACGGCCGCCUCAACACACCCUCAUUGUGGAAAGAAUGCACUCGGGCGCUAGGAGAUACAUUAUAUUGGAUUUCGGACACACAGUGCGACUUACUGAUAUCAUAAUUCCAGCGUGCCCCGAUUUAGUAACACUAGGCAUUGAUAUCUGGACCAACUGUGAAGAAACUAACUCGGUCAAACUAGCAUAUGCCACUGACAUAACCAAUAAACAUCUCGUCCUCACUGAUAUACAACCUCCGCCUCUUUGCCGAUAUAUGAAGAUAACUACAAUCGGUCGUUAUGGUAUGUCUGCCAUGAAGUGUAAAAUACCACUUGGCUGGUUCUAUGGCGAGAUAGUUGAUAUUGCUAAUGUUCCAGCGUCCAUUAAUGCACUCAACGCACUGCACCAAGAUUUGACUUGUAGAUUCAGGUUGGCGACAGGCAAACUAAUGGACCUCCUAAAUCCGUAUCUGGAACUGUACAAUGGUAAUGCAGUCCACAUGAUGUCUUACCUGAAUAGUACAAUGGAUAACGAAGGAAAAGUUAUAACAGCUUACCACGAGUGUAUAGAGCUCCAGCAACAGAUACAUACAUGUACUAAUGUUUUGAAGAAACUACAGAAUAAAACAGAUAGCACCCGAAGCAUACCAGAGCUGAUUGCGAAAGGAAAGGUGACCACUGAAGGUCUUCUUCAGAUGUGCUCGACAGAUAAACUUAGAGUUAUCACAGAGAAUAUUGUGGAUAUGUUGCUUUAUUUCUAUUUCCAAAUUGGUGAAAUACAAUACGAGGAGGUGACUCUGGAAUGGUGUCAGAAAGUGACUCCGAUGCUAUGGGAGUGGAGCGGGCGGAACGCGGGCGCGCUGGCGUCGCUGUUGGCGCGUGCGUGCGGCGCCGCGCCCUGGUGGGGGCCGCACGUCGCCGACACCCUGACCGACGCCUUCGGGGCCUACGACGCGCCGCCCAUCGCGCUCGACAGGUGUCUGGUGCUGAUAAUGUACAUGUGCCGUAAGAGCGUGCUGUCGGACACCGAGGGAGGCGUGUGCCCGGCGCUCGCGACCCGCACCCUGGAGCUGCUGCAGAGCGGGAGACCACAACCGGCGCUGACGGCUGCACUAUUGACUGCCUUGUCAGCUGUUCUAGAUGCUGUGUCUGCAGUCACCAAUAAACAUACCAGAUGGGACUGGGUGACGGGCGGGCGGCCCGGCGCCAGCAGCGGCGCCGACACCAGCGCCACGUCGCCGCGCGUGGCCGACUGCCGGCUGCACAGGCGCAAGCUGCACAAGAAACUGCUGCACCAGGUGCGCGAGGUCGAGGCUGCCAAGACCGGCAUGCAGGUCGCUUUGGAAGAUCAACAGCUAUUACAAAGAGCUCGCAUGAGUCUUAAAGCUCGACUAGCCGUGGCUGGUAAGCGUGCGCUAAAAGCUGACGUCAUAGGCUCGGGCGCUGAUUUUCCACCGCCCAGACCUCUGUCUCCCGCGCUGGCCGGGCAACUGGCCCAAGCACUGGUGGCUCACAUCCUGGCAGCCGACAGUGCCAGUGACGGAGACGCAUUGUUGCUCGCCGCUAAGGUGGUGGGGCGGCUGUGCGCGCUGUCGGGCGGCGACAGUCUGCUGGAGCCCUCGUGCGUGCUGGGGCUGGCGCGCCUCGCCGUCACGCUGCCGCCCUGGCCCAGGCACGCGCUCACCACGCUGCUGCAGGAUCUGGUUGAGUACGAAGGUGGCGAAGUGAGUAGCGAAGAGUGGGGCGGCGGCUCGCGCGUCAUACACGUGGCGUCUGAGAAGAAGUCUGGGAAAACUCGCAAGAACAAGGGACCGACUGUUGCAGAUUUGCUAGCGGAUAGUUUUGGUAUGGCGAAAGGCAUUCCCAAACCGACCUGUGUCAUGCCAUCAAUGUCAAUCAAGGACAUCGACGUAGAACUAGAUUUAAAUCAACCAGAGUCCAAUGAUUCAGACUCUUCGGAAGAGAAACUCGACCAAUAUUUCUUGGAAGCCGUUAAAAAAAUCGAAUGCUCGUUUAUGGAGAACGUAGUGUCCCUCUGGUUGACCCUGAACGGCUCGGCGUGGGGCAGCGGCGGCGCCUGGUCGAUGGCCACGCUCGCAGUGCCCGUGGACAGGCCGCGAAUACGAUUGGCGUCUGAUACUGUUACGGCCUUGCUUCAGUCUCUGUGCAAAUUAGAAAACGUCUCGCUCCGCUGCUGGGUAUUAUCCAUGCAAGCCUUGGCGUGGAUCGCGAGCUUGCCCCUGCUGACUGAAGACGGCUGUCAGACUAUGGGUCGUGUGAUUUUGGAAUGUGAACACUUCGUACCCACGUUAGUGAAGUUCGUCACGAUGAACGUGAACGCUGACGGCACGGUCGCUUCGUCGGAACCUUACCUCGGCGGAGCGCAUAUAGGUGCCGGAGCCGGCGCCGCUUCGGCGCUACACUCGGUGAUGUCCCGUGUGGUGUGCGGGCGCGGCUCGGCGGGCGCGCUGGCGGCGCUGCGCACCGUGGUCGGCGUGUGGACCCGCCCCUCGCCGCCCGCCCCCGCCUCCGACUUGCACGCCACGUUGUUACGGCUCGCUCAUCCCAUGCUGCCAGUUCUGUCAUCGCAUCACCUACAUCACGCCUUACCUCUCUUCGAAACAGUCGCGCACGCUUCGUGGUGGUGGGUGUGCGAGACGAGCUGCGGGCGCGGCGAGGGCGGGGCGGAGGCGCGACUGUCGGGUCUGCUGGCGGACGCGUUGGCUGCCGGCGCCGGCCGACGGCCUCCACUGCGCCGCGCUCUUAUUGCGCAACUGUUGCACUAUUGUCGUAGGAUGCUGGCUCUACCUUUGCCGCAGAACGAUCAAUCUGCCGGAUCCUCAUCGUCAUCCUCUAAUGCGGGAUCGUCGGGUCCGGAACAGUCUCAGACAGACGAGAGCAAGGCACAAAACAACGCUCGUGAAGCCAACGUCGAAGAUGAAAGAAAACAGCAAGCGGCCCGAACUCCUUGCUUUGCUGACACCGUAUUACAACAACAUCAAAUAAUGUACAAUCUUUAUAAAACCCUGUCCAUAUGUGAUGGACUCAACAUGGCUCUCUUAAAUUCAGACAAAAACUUUUCGGACUUGAGCAUGAACUCUGAGACUGCUUCAAUGAAAGAAGAAAUGUAUUGGCUGGUGGCACAUAUCGCCGCCGCUGCUUCGAACCCAAGUCUGAUGGUUCCCAGCCUCAUCGAAUUUAUACGUAAAGAAGAUUUAGUCAAGUUAUCACAAUCUAUGCAGCUAGUCAUGAUUCGUUUACUGGACAAUCCGGAAGCUCUCGGUGCUUUCAUAGAUGCCGGAGGUUUUGAACUUGCAGUUGAGAAACUCACUGCUUGUCAUCAGGCCGGUCCGAACAGUGGACAAGGGCUCGUGUCUUCAUUGAUGAACUACCUCAAGCUUCCUCCUCAAAUAAUCAACAUGUCAACUUCAGCAAACUCUAACAAGAAAAACCAAAUGCCAGUUGUCGAGACUUCUAAUGGACUGAUCAAUAUCGCUCCGUUCUGCACGGUGACUUGCGGCAACCCGACAGCGCAGGCGGCGGACGUGCUGCUGGACGGCGGCGGCGGCGCCAACGUGCGGGCGGCGUGUGCGGCGCGACGCGUGCGGGCGGCCGCCUGGUCCUACCACUUCUUCAGCGCAGACGACGCCUCUCUCGCGAUCACACUCAACCUGCCCUACGCCGUCCAACUGCACGAGGUGCAGCUGCAGCCGCAUCUCACGAGCCUCGCCACUUGCCCUGGUGCUGUCGCAGUAGAAGCGGGCUGCGGAGGUACGCUGGCUCCGCUGGGGCCUCCUCAGACUACAGCCGGGACGACCUUCAUCCGGCUCGUUAUAUCGCGGCCUAUAGUCUGCAACACAGUACAAGUGCGCCUGUACAAGCCGAGAGACAGCUCUAAUAUGGGUCUACUCCAGUUGAAGCUACUGGCCAUGCCCGCAUUCAAUACAACGAUACCUAUCUCAGCGAAUACGAAUAAGUGGGCACGCGUGGUGUCGGCGAUGAGUGGAGCCGGAUCCCGCGUGUCGGAUGCCCAAUGGGCGGCGCUGUGCAGUGGCGGUGCGCUGGCGGCGCUGUGUGCGUGCGUGGCGGCCGGCGGGCCCGCGCAGCACCCUGCUGCCGACGCGCUGCGAGCCGCCGCGCGACACUACCCGCUCGUGCGACCCCAUCUAGUGGCAGCGCUCCUCAACAUGGACGCCCACGCUCACGCUAACGCCUUCCAAGCGAGCCGCGCAGGUCGUGCGAAUAGCAGCAUGAGCGCGAUAUGCGGCCUGGUGCGCGCCGUGUGCGCGGAGAGUGCGGCGCAGUCAGCCGCCACGUACGUACAGUGGCUGGCGGCCGCCGCCGAGCGCUGGCUGCGCACGCGCACGCCGCCCCCCGCCGCCUUCACGCACACACUCGCAAACGUUUUAUGGACAUUGAAAGAAAAACAGCUGCUGGAUAAUGUAGAAGAAUUAAUUACGGAUGAUCUCUUUGACUUGGUCUAUACUUGGAUCAAAGAAGUGCCAGAAGCAAGUCUGCUGAAGAAAUCACUUGACGCAGUUUUAUGCUCGAUGUGCUACAUACGUCCGGAACUAUUCAAGAUGCUACUUGAGCAUAUGGAUAUACCAAUGGAUCAAGAUGAAAGCAUGGAAGGCGUGACCGACGACACCAAGGUACAGGGCUCCAGCAGAGAGGGCGGCGCGGCGGACGGCGGCGUGGCGUGGCGCCUGCGCGGCUGGCAGCUGCGCACCGUGGCCUGCGCCGCCAUGUCGCCCGCCGCCACGCUCGCGCUGCUGCACUCGCGCCUGCCCGCCGCCGUCGUCACCGCCAUCGCAGAAUUCAGCGACGCUAAAUUGGAGGCAAUAAAACUUCAACGUGAUGCUCAAGGAGAUGUACCAAUGACGGAUUCGGAUAGAACCACUGGAAUGAGUAAAACUGGUUUGACAUCAAUGAAGAGUGUAUGUGAAUUAGUGGAAUGGGCGCGGCUGGUUUGCACAGAGCGUAUACUUAAGGACUGGCUCGGAGGACCGGGUUCUUGUUUCUGGACACCACUAUUGCGACUGCUUUGUUACCCGAGACACGCUGAGAGCACCUGGCACGAAGGCGCAGAGUACGCGCAACUGGAGGAAAAUACUAUACGCCUAUUUUCCGAAUUAACAGUUUGUCACCCCGCCAACCAGAAACUAUUCGCGUCAACGUUGCACAGCAUAUUGGAGUCUGUGCACUGUACAGGUCCUGAAGGCAUCAGCGGGUUCAGUCGCGCGCUGAUCCUGCGGCUGGUGCUGUCGGCGGAGCGCGUGCGCGUGGCGGUGCGCUGGGCGAGCGGCGCGACGUGCGUGGUGGGGGGCGCGGGCACGGCGCUGGAGGGCGCGAACCACCCCGCUCUGCACUGCGACGCGCUCUACUCGCUGCCGCUGCACACCUCGCUCAGGACGCUCAUCGCAGUGUCUGGCGGAUCUGCUAUAUUUUUCCCUGUGGUGGAGGAGUCGAAGCAGAGCGUGAGCAGCUCCGGCACGGCGUCCGUCCUGCGCAGCGCCUCGGAUCCCGCGAUCGGUGGCGGCGCUGAAAUGUGGGAAUUGAGUCUGGCUGCGGCUAGCGUGUCCAAAGAUAAGCGUGUUAAGGAUGUCAAAAACUCUUCCCUCAAGCACCACGCCAGCAAGAAACGGCAGACCAAAGCUGAAACCACCGUCGCGGCGGUGACCGAAGAUAUGGUCGAAGGCAACGUGCGCAUAAAAAUAGAAGGCAUAGACGCAUACGUGGGCGGCAACGUGACGCUCGGACAACUGAUAUCUUCUGUGCCGCAAGGGUACGGACCUCACCUCACCGUGUCAUUGCAUUUCGACACCACGGGGGAGGCGGUAGGACCUAUGUGGGACAAUAACUCGUCUAGCAGCGGGGUAGCGUCGAGCACGCUGGUGCGGGAGUUUGGUGCGUGCGGCGGGCUCGCGCUGGUGGCGGCCCGCCUGCCGCGCCCGCACGCCGCGCCGCCCGACCCACCGCGCCCCUCGCACCAGCAGGACCUCGACUGGGUCAAACUCGACGACGCCUAUGAGGAGGUGGUCGAGCUAGCAGUGACGUCGGGCAGUAACGGUCCCGACGAGUCGACCUGCACCGGGGUGCCGGCUCACGCGCUCAUCGCCCUGGGCUUGUUACUGAAGCUCCCUGGAUACGCCGACGCGCUGCUGGACGAAGGAGCUCGCGCUGUCCACCUGCUGCGGCUGUUGCUGGGAGUCACGCACGACGAAGAAGGACGUAGCAUAGCGGUGAGCGGCGGCGGGGGCAGCGGCGGCGCAGGCUGGUCGCUGGGCACGUUGCCGCUGGUGGUGGUGUCCCGGCUGCUGGAGAGGGCUCCGCGCGGCACGCCGGAGGGCGCGCAGCUGCGGCGCGACCUGAUGGCACUCGGGGCGCCGCGCCUGCUGCUCGCCUGUCUCGCUGUGUUUACCCACCACCAUCACGCCUCGUCCAACGACAACAGCCAAGCGUCGAACGGGUCGACGGGUAAAACUGAAGAGAAGAACCAACUGUACUGGGCGAAGGGUACCGGCUUCGGCACCGGCUCCACGCAGCAGUCCUGGAACGUGGAGCAGGCGCUCAUGCGGCAACGCACCGAGGAGGAGCACGUUACGGCGCUCCUACAAGUAUUAGCGUCGUACAUAAAUCCAUGUGAAAAGUGGCCCCCCGAAGAAGGUCAGGAGUCCUCACCGGAUACCGAGAGUGAAGCGAACUCUACUGAAGCUCCCAGCGAGGAUUGCUCAGACCUGCCUUCAGAGUUUAUUGAUCUCAUAGCCAACAGUUCCCUCGUACCUGCCAUCUGUUCGUAUCUUAGGAAUGAUUCAGUGCUGGACAUGUCGCGGCACAUCCCGCUGUACGUGUGCGUGCUGCGGUGCGCGCGCGGGCUGGCGUCGCUGCGGAGCGCGCGCCUCGCCGCCCCGCUGCGUCCGCUGCCGCGCCUGCUCGCCCAGAUGAGCCGCACCACCAACUCCUACGCCACUAAACUCAAAAUGAGUAAGAAGACGAUAUUUGGCAAGAUGACCUACAGCCAACGAUUCUGUCCAGCCACUAAUUCCGAAUUAUCGGAAGAGGACGAGGGAUUAGCUUCACUAAUUGCCGAUAUACAGGCCACGUCAGCGAUGAUGUGCAGCGGCAACGUGACCGGCUGGGAGGAGGCGCGCGGCACUCCCAACGCGCCGCCGGCCUCACGCGAGGCUCGGUACAUCCAGCUCAUGAGGACUAUGCAAUUCGAUACGUACGAGAUGAUAGCCGAGUGCCCGGAGGCCGGGUUCAAGUUCACCGUGCCGUACCACUUCGAGGGCACCGUGCGCGCGGCCGGCGAGCGCUCGCACCCCGCGCGCGUCAAGCGGCUGGCGCAGGAGGCCGCCACGCUCGCCACCAGCCUGCCGCUCUCCUACUCCUCCUCCGUCUUCGUGCGGUACGACGCCGUCAGGCUCGACGUCAUGAAGGUUUUGAUAACCGGCCCAUCGGAUACGCCGUAUGCGAACGGCUGCUUUAUCUUGGACGUGUACUUCCCUGCCGAGUACCCAUCGGUACCGAUGCUCAUAAACCUGGAGACGACGGGUCGCCACUCGGUCAGAUUUAACCCUAACCUCUACAACGACGGCAAGGUCUGCCUCUCCGUACUCAACACCUGGCACGGCAGACCUGAGGAGAAGUGGAACGCUCACACAUCAAGCUUCUUACAGGUAUUAGUGUCGAUCCAAUCACUGAUCCUGGUCCCGGAGCCGUACUUCAACGAGCCGGGAUACGAGCGCAGCCGGGGCACGCGCGUGGGCAGCACCGCCUCCCUCGAGUACAACUCCAACAUAUACCAGGCCUGCGUGCGGUGGGCCAUGCUGGAACAUCUACGGAACCCGGAACCUUGCUUUAAAGAGGUGAUUCAGACUCAUUUUUGGAUAAAACGAAAUGAGAUAAUGCAAACUGUGGCGAAUUGGAUAACUGAGCUAGAGGGACAGGGCGGAGACGAGCGCACGCAGAGGAGCAUACAACUGAACCUCAUGGGGCUCAAGCGUCACUACGUUAAGCUGCAAGAGGAGCUCGCGAAGUUGCCGGUGCCGGCUGGCCUCGAGGAGCUGGACGAGCCGUUCCAGCUGCCCGCCGCGCCGCCCCGCCCCGCGCCCCCGCCCGCCGCGCCAGAGCCCCGCCCCGCGCCGCCUUCCGACGACGAGAUCGAUCACGACAUGGAGAAGAUCGUCGCUUCCUUCCUCGACUGAGCGCUGGCCCCUCCACCGGCCUGCGCCUCGACACCGCGCGGGGUGGGCGGAACAGGAAUCGAUCUCUUAGUCGAGCCUGCGUUUGCGAGCGCAGCACCGCACCGACAGCUUCCCGCGAGUCGCCCGCCGCCAUGGCGCCACCGUCGCGGCCGCACCCGUAUUCAGUACACUAGUACCGUUCAUAUCUUUGUAGCGAGUUUAUUGUUCGUAAUGAAUGUUUUCAUUUUGUAGUAAACGUUUUACAUAAGUGUUUAGGAUUAGUGAGAUCUUUGUUCGGUUCGUGAAUGUACCCCGUGUCCCGAUGUGUUUACCGUGUGUGUGUGUGUAGUGUCGAUAAAUUGUAAAAUAGUUCAAUUAAGAAGUCUGCCGAUAUAUUAUGUAAUUAACUUAGCACAAGUUAGUGAAUUCAUAUUUACGUAUAAUAUUGGUGUUAUCGUGUUAGAUUUAAUGUUCGGUACUCUAUAGGGGAGUCUUCAGGUACCGAUCACUCGAAAUAUGUACGGGCUAAUCGCGGGUAUAUACAGAUAGAGCGCCUUGCUGUGUCGCAGUGCGAGAUGUUCACUAGAAUGGGGUGUGUGUGUGUACAUUGUCGCGUGUCGGGACGACCGAACGAACGCCUCGCGAACAGAAACUUGUAUAUUAAAAUAUAAUUUGAUGUAUAUAAUAACGUUUUAUUUUUUGUAUUUAAGUACAUAUAAAUAAAUAAUUUAAUGCGCUCUCAAAGAGUAGGCAAAGGCGGAAUGAUACGUACGACUAGUUUGAUAAAAUGUAAUAUGAAUGAAUAAAAUUUUAACACUCGGGUAUAAAAAUUGUAUAGGCCUAGCCGACUCAGUCAUUUUAUUUAGGGGACAAUAAUUUUAUUUAUCAUUUAGACAGUAACAGUGUUAUGUUAUUGAAACGAGAAAUUAAUUUGGGAAAACUUGUUAACUAGCUCAAAAUGAACGUUAUUUAAGCUCGUGGUAAUUUUUAAAAAAAUGACGUAUGUAUUUAUCUUACUGAGUAUUAUUUUAAAACAAGACUGUUUACUUUUUCAGUGAAUCAUCUAAAUUAUGUCUUCGUAACACUGUGUAGGCUGUGUUUUAUGUAAUUACGUACGCGUGCUGCGUGCACACGACGCUCCUGGGCCCUCGACGAAAUUAUGUAACGUGUAUUAUAAAUAUUAGAAUGUAUUAUAUAACCUGUCUCGUUGUAAUUUCAUUGUCAGGUAAGUUGAACACGAACUUGUUAUAUUUGACUGUGAAUUUCGGUGUGUAAAUAAAAAAUAUGUUAUCGCAGUACAAA
This is a messenger RNA of Bombyx mandarina (wild silkworm), 14092 nucleotides long. RefSeq names its product BIR repeat containing ubiquitin-conjugating enzyme (gene Bruce). Gene Ontology annotation, molecular function: protein binding; cysteine-type endopeptidase inhibitor activity; ubiquitin-protein transferase activity. The record is from RefSeq and is a predicted model, not a curated record. Gene Ontology annotation, cellular component: nucleus. Lineage: Eukaryota; Metazoa; Arthropoda; Insecta; Lepidoptera; Bombycidae. Gene Ontology annotation, biological process: negative regulation of apoptotic process; apoptotic process; regulation of cytokinesis.